Messenger RNA from Exophiala aquamarina CBS 119918, 708 nucleotides. RefSeq lists its product as uncharacterized. The transcript has a single exon. Lineage: Eukaryota; Fungi; Ascomycota; Eurotiomycetes; Chaetothyriales; Herpotrichiellaceae. Bases 1 to 708 code for a protein of 235 amino acids. The record is from RefSeq and is a predicted model, not a curated record. Gene Ontology annotation, cellular component: cytoplasm.
AUGUCCGAAGAGCAAAGCAAAAGCGAAGUUUACGGUGAUCCCACGGAAGCAACCCACCAGGAAGAGGACGAUGCAGAUGCUCUUUUGGCUUCACUCGAGGAAGAAGAUGAUUCAUGUUACCGUUCUCGAAGGCUCCAGGAACUCCGCUCCGCGAGCGAGGCUGCGAAAGCGCCAAGAACUCUCACAGCUACAAGUAAGGCAUUCAUUACAUUGAAAAGCGACGACGAAGCACUCAGCUUCACCACACAGCAUGAAAGGGCGGUAGUCCAUUUCUUUCACCCUGAGUUCGCUCGAUGUAGCGCAAUGGACGUGCAUUGUGAGAAGAUUGCAGAGACACACGCACAGCAGCAGGAAGCAGACGUGUCUUUUGCAAGAAUCGAUGUCAAGAAUGCGCCAUUUGUGGUAGAAAAACUCGGAGUCAGAAUUCUACCAUGUGUGAUUGGCUUUGUGAAAGGAGUUGUUAAAGGCAAAGUCACUGGAUUUGAAGGAUUAUGCUGGGAUGGGAAGGAGGAGAGUUUCGCCGUUACUCGCGCUCUCGAGGAUACGCUGAUAAAUUGGACUGUAUUGAAGAAGAGGUAUAUUCUUGGUCACUUGGACGAUGAUGACAGUGAUCAUGAUAAUGCAAGGGAGGCAUUCCACGAAGGUCGACGAGGGAUUCGUGAUCGCAAAAAGACGGCAGCGAACGACGACGACGAUGAAUGGGAUUGA